Molecule: messenger RNA, 7501 nt
Organism: Procambarus clarkii (red swamp crayfish)
Lineage: Eukaryota; Metazoa; Arthropoda; Malacostraca; Decapoda; Cambaridae
Product: N-acetylgalactosaminyltransferase 6
Biological process (GO): protein O-linked glycosylation
Cellular component (GO): Golgi apparatus
Molecular function (GO): polypeptide N-acetylgalactosaminyltransferase activity
Source: RefSeq, a predicted model, not a curated record
AGGAAGGUAAACAUAGUGGAGCCGUGGGAGCCCCUGACCCGGCCCGGUCUCUCGGUCAGCUGGGCACAUCUGGCAACUGUUUACACAAGAGUGUGACAGCAGCUGCAGCAGGUGUGUGUGUACGUGUGUUGAGGGCGGCGCAUAUGUUGCUCAGGUAACACCUGCCUGAGGGGUGGCAAGUGCUGUCAAGGAGGUAGUGAAGGCGCCACGUUCACCUGUACACGGGGGCGUUAAGCCAUCCCCGUCUCAUGGUCACUCUCCCCCAAGGCGCAGAGUGAAUGUUACAAGAAUGAGGCUUCGACGCAAUCUGCUGUGGUGGAUAAAGAUCAGCUUGAUAUUGUUGGUAUUCUUAGCGGGGACAUACUUCACUGUGCGUCAGGCUCUUCACGAUGCUAAAGAUUUGGAUGUUCUGGCUCGAGAAGUGGGGCCUCUGGCUCAAGCUUCUGAACAUAAAAAGAUUAUACCAGCUGAACAGCCGAAAGUACUUAAUGAACUUACAGUACCAAAAGGAUACAAGGACUGGCAUGAUCAUGCUCGGCUGUUAGCAGAGAGUGCUCAGGUGGGUCCUGGAGAGCAGGGCCAGGCUUAUAAUCUACCACACAAAUAUCAGCAAGAGAGGGACCAGCUGUAUAAAGUUAAUGGAUUCAAUGCUCGGGCGUCGGAUGAUAUUGCUCUGAACCGCUCCUUACAAGACAUACGCCAUCCAAAGUGCAAAGAAAAGCUAUAUUUAGAAACUCUUCCAACAGCAUCAGUAGUGGUGCCUUUUCACAAUGAACACUGGACAACCUUAUUACGAACUGCUAUUUCUGCUAUCAACCGCUCGCCAGACUCCCUCCUUCUGGAGGUCAUUCUUGUGGAUGAUGCUAGCACAAAAGGGUUUCUUAAAGACAAGCUCGACAACUAUGUACGAGAAAAUCUGCCCAAAGUAAGGGUUGUUCAUCUGGCAAAAAGGUCUGGACUCAUUCGAGCUCGUCUGGCAGGUGCAAAAGUAGCUAAAGGAGACGUCCUGAUAUUCCUGGACUCUCACACUGAAUGUACCACCAACUGGCUGCCUCCUUUGUUAGAUCCUAUUGCAAAGGACUAUCGGACUUGUGUUUGCCCAUUUAUUGACGUAAUUGACUUCGAGACAUUUGCAUAUCGAGCCCAAGAUGAAGGAGCACGUGGUGCAUUUGAUUGGGAGUUAUUCUAUAAACGAUUACCACUCUUAGAAGAAGAUAAGAAGAACAUGCCAGAGCCAUUCAAGAGCCCAGUUAUGGCAGGUGGUCUGUUUGCCAUUAGCAGUAAGUUUUUCUGGGAUCUUGGAGGUUAUGAUCCUGGGCUAGACAUAUGGGGAGGUGAACAAUAUGAACUCUCUUUUAAGAUAUGGCAGUGUGGAGGAACCAUGGUAGAUGCACCCUGUUCACGUAUUGGUCACAUCUACCGCAAAUUUGCACCUUUUCCAAAUCCUGGAGUUGGAGAUUUUGUUGGCAGGAAUUACCGUCGAGUAGCCGAGGUUUGGAUGGAUGAAUAUGCUCAAUAUCUCUAUAAACGUCGACCAUCAUAUCUAAAAAUUGAUGUGGGGGACUUGACGGAGCAAAAAGCUAUAAGGAAAAGACUAAACUGCAAACCAUUUAAAUGGUUUAUGACACAAGUGGCUUUUGAUCUGACAAAAGUUUACCCUCCAAUUGAACCUCCAAAUUUUGCCAGUGGGAAAAUUCAGAGUUUGGCGAGUCCAAACUUGUGUAUUGACACAAGAUUCAAGCAUCAUGGCGAUAGAUUUGGUCUGCAGGAAUGUGGUCGAGGAGGAGAACAAGCAUUUCAUUUAACAUGGCACAAGGACUUAAGGCCAGGCAAGCGUUCUGUAUGUUGGGAUGUGUCCAGUGGUGAUGCUCAGGCACCUAUAUUGCUGUACAAUUGUCAUGGUAUGGGUGGCAAUCAACUUUGGAAAUAUGAUCCUGAGAACCAUUGGCUUGUUCAUGGUGGUAACCCACGUUGUUUGGACAGCAAUCCUGGUAACAAGGAGAUAUUUGUGUCAGCAUGUAAUCCACAACAAGACACACAAAAAUGGAAGUUUGAGCACUUUGAUGCACAACGCUUAGCCAAGUGGGAUCAGGCAGGACCAGGUCUGUGAAGGUAAAAAAGUAGUAGAAUUUUUUGCUUUUUUCUAAUAUGAUUAUAUAAUUACAUGUUUUAUUUUUUAGUUUUAAUAUUUUACUUGAGAAAAUAUUGAACAUUUGUUAUUUUUAAAGUGGGACCAUCUUACACUAGUAUAGCUUACAAGGUAUAAUGUUCCUUACAAAUAUUCAUAAGGUUAAGCGAAUAAUUAAUUUAUUUGCAUGUAGAUAAUACUGCAUGCAUAUGAUAAUUGCUUUUAAUAAUGGGAUGGACAAGAACUUGACAUGUAACAAUUCCUAAAAGCGUCUUUUGUAUUUACUGCAUAUGGGUCUCAUUUUACAAAAACAAGUCAUACUAUUAUUAAGCAUUUAUUGUUGAACUUGACACAUAAGCAGUUGAAUUAUUGUUCAAAUUAUAUUUAAUAAUGUGACAAUAUUGUCAGAAUUUGGGAAUACUAAUUAUUCAUUGUAGAUAAUGAGUAAUUGUUGGUAUAGCCUUGCACAUUUGUGUGUGUAUUGUAGUACUCUGUAUAUUUUGGAUUCUUAUAAGCAACACAAUAAUUUAACAUUUUAUUCAGUUUACCAGUAGCAUUCUGAAUGUCAGUGUAUAAUGCCAAGAAUAGUUAUUAUACAUAAAUAUUCAAUACAGAGGACCACUUGGUUUGCAAACCCCUUGGGGACGAGACCCGUCAGUUAUUAUGAUGUGACAGUAUUUUGUUUGCACUCACUAUUUGUCUCUUAUUAUACAAUAAGAGAAGUCCCCACUUCUCCCUCACUGCUGCUGGUCUCCCUCCCUCCCUCCCCCCCCCCCAUGUGGCUAGCUUAGUAGAUUGCCAACCAGACAUAGCUGGAGAAUCUCCACCUAAUACGAUAAAGCAUUCAUGAAACAAGUAUUUUUAUCAUUUUUAUUAUCCUAAUAAUAUUACUAAACAAAAUCUGUGACCAAAAAUAUAUAUGAUGAUGUACAUCCAGAAUUUAAGAAACAAAUCUGGCUAAUGGGGUCGGGUGUGAUAGGCUUAUCAGAGUGAGCCCGUCCCUCCCCCACUCCCCCUCCCCCCCCACCCCACAUCUCAAACACACACACUGCUUCAAGGUCACGUAGUUCAACUCAACAUCUCUCCCUGCCUGCCUGUCUCCCUGCUUCCCUCCCUGUCUGCCUUUCCUUCCCUCCAUGCCGAUCGUCUUCUCUGCCUUUUCUUCACUCCAUACUGCUCUCCCUCCCUCCCUCCCUCCCUCUCACUAAUUCUCCCCCUCCCUCACUACUUGUCUCCCUUCCUGCCUCCCUCCUGCCUCCCUCCCUGCCUACCUCCCCCCCUCCCUCACUCCCUCUCUCAUUAAUUCUCCCCCUCUUUCACUUACUGCCUCCCACUCAAGCUUCCCCAUCCAUCCAACCACCAGUCAGCCAUCACUGACGCAAUGCCUGCAUUUGGAGCCGACAUGGUGCAGAGAUAUUCCUUGAUUGUGUAGAUGUGUAAAAACACUCACAGAAUGAACACUCCAGCCUCAUGACAAAUCAAAACAAUGGGAACAAUAAGCCGUGAAUCUUUGAUGUCACAGGGUAGAAGGCACUCUAGCGUGGUGGCACCCGACACGGUCAGUGGGCAAACUAGGCCAAUCUCCCACCCACCACCCCGGGCCUGGCGCAACGCUUUGCAGACCGCUUCCUCACCCAAACCUAGUUCAUGUAGCGUGACUCCCAACCCCAAUCGGGAAACUGGAACUUUCGGAUAACUUGAGUUCGCAAACGAAGUGGCUGUCUGUAGUAUCAUUAUACAGUACAUCAUACCUGUGAAAUAAAUGUAUUAUGUAAUUUUAUGAGAUUUUACUAUUCAUAAAUGAAGUUAUAAUUUCCAUUACUCACGUGAAUAGUUACUAUUAUACAUGUAAAAGUACUUUUAUGUUGGUGAGGUUGUUAAACACACAUUGUGAUUAUCAGUGAGGAUAGUGUGUAGAGCAAUGUGGGAACAGCACCAUAGUUCAAUAAUGCACAAAGAAACACCCAAUAUUUUGGGGGAUUGUUAAAAUGCAUAGCUCUGUAUUGUGGGUGGUAGUUUGAAUCAUGUUACACAUGAUCAUUUUGUGCCAUCACAUAGAUAUAUUUAUAUACAGUAUAUACAUAUUGCACUAUAGCCCGGGCAUUUUGAAAUGUUAUCAUGGGUGUGAUACACGCUGUUAUUGGUGGAAAAUCAAUAGUUUAGAUGAAUUAUAAAGUGACAUUUUGUAUUUUGAGUUUUGAAAGUGAAUAAUAAAAUUGUAUUUGGUGCAGAAGAGUAUAUGGAGUGUAGUCAAGUAGAGACUGAGCUGAAUGGUUGUGUUUAUUCACUAGAGAUUUGUUAACAGCAUGUGGUUAACAUGUGGUUGAUGAAGUACACAAUUUACUUAGUUAUUAUUUAAAGGCAUAUUAGGGAGGUGCUAGAAUAUAAAUUAAUUAGUUGUAUGGGUUUGGAAAUUGUCAUGCUCCUAAGUCCAUCCCUAUUAACCAGCAUAGUAUUGGUGGAAUACCUUCAGGCUAUUGCACAAAAUUAUAUUUUAUAUUUUACUAGUCAUAAUUUAUACAAUAUAAAACUUUUUAACCUGUGUUGUUUACCAGAGGAAGAUAUAUGAUUAUAUAUGUUGAGUGUAGCCCUGUUUCUCAGGAUUUUUACACGAUCAUAUCAUUUCUGAAAUAAUAAAUGAAAUGUGUUUUUAUUACGUCAUUCUAAUCUACCUCUCAUUAUUAACCUAAUUUUAAAGAAGGACUUAAAAAAUUCUCAUUGACAUGUCACGUUAAUGUGAUUUCACUGUGCAAUGACUUACAUAAUGACAUUGAUACGUCAUUUUGCAAGUAAUUUGUCUGCCAGUUGAAUUAACCUACUAUUCAUUAAAAAAUUUAAAUUAUUUUUAAUCGAGAGGAUUCUUUUUUUUUUUUAUUGUAGUCUUAAAUACAAUUGUAUUUAUGUACCUAAUGUGUCUAAUAAUUUUAAUGAGAAGAAUUUAUGGAUUGGGAUCAUUACUACAUAAUAAAUUUAUGACAUGAAUUUAUGAAAUAAAUUCAUUACUUUACAUAAUAAAACUGAAUGCUUCUGUAUAUGUAUCUUUGUUAUAUACAUUACAACUUUUCAUAUCUACCGGUAAAUGCAUUGUGAUUGAGGGUCAUUGAAGCGUAAGCAUUGUAAUAGUUCAGAUUUACUCCCACAGACUGUUCUAUAUUUACUGCAAUGACAUUUUCCUAAACUGGACGUCCUUGGUUGCUCCCAAGUCAAGACCAGGGUUCACGUAGCAGAUAGUUUGCAGAUUUGUUUACUUUGAAUCCAAUGGGGCAAGGAACUUUUUAAAUGGUUUUGCCAUGUUGUCCAGGGAUGUGGAGAUAGGGCAAAGCAGAGAUAUUGCUUGUUUUGUCUCAUGUCUAGGCAUUGGUGGUGUGAAGUGUCAGUCCAUCCUUCUGUUUUGAUAGUACUUAAAGUUACGAUGUGGACCAUCAUAUAUAUAUUUUUAUGUAAUGGACAAUUACAAAGUAGGAUUUGGUACUAUUGAAUUUGGACAAACUGGAAACAGUUUUGUAUUUAUGUUGGUAAUAAAAUGUAACCGGACCUAACCAUCUUAGGCUUAUUACACGCUACCUGAGAUCUAAUAUAGUACAUAUUAGGAAUAUUUAAGUUAGGUUUUUAGUUUAAUUUUUUUCUGGAUUCCAUAAAGUGAAAAGUACCAAAUUCUACUAUGUAAUUGUCCAUUACAUCAAUAUAUGUACGAUUAUGCAGUCACAAAAAUGUACUAUCUAAACGGGGAUGGGUUGGAACUGUUUACUGUACACUGAUUGCUCGAGGUGUCUCAGUCAGGUGCUGUCGUGGUGGCUCUCUUUUAGUUAGAAUUUUACUUGUGGGUGUAAAGUACCUUUCUGAGGGGAGCCCUGUUGGCUUCCUGAAGCUAUCACACUGAUUAAGUGCCAUACUACUUUGAGUUGUCAGUUGCGGAGUUCUCUUUUGCCUACCAGGGGCCACAAGCCAGAACCUGGGGUCAGAUUCACGAAGCAGUUACGCAAGUACUUACGAAUGUUUUUCUUCUUAGCAUCUUUGUGGCGGCUAUGUCGGGAUUCAGGUAUAAAUUUAAGAAGGAAAGUCUUUGUAAAUAAACACCGUCGCUCUAAGAGCGCUCUAGACCAGUCGUAGCUUUACGUAAACUGGAUAUAACUCAACUUUUCUCUAUUACACAAACAGGAGGAUCUUUGCUGGAGAGUCUCAUCAAGGAGGAGUCCUUCAUGUUAGCUAUAUAUUCUCUGCUUGAAAGUAGUAGUAAAUAUGUCUUUUUUUAUAUAUUUAGAGUUAUAAUAGCAAGAUAUCAUUCCAAUAGUUAUUGCGUAAAUAAACACUAAUAAACUUGGGAUAUAAGAGUAGGUGAUGACAGGAAUGCUUGGAAGCAUUUACUAUUACCUAAUGCCUCUGUUCACCUAUUCAGGAGUUAGUUAGCUUGUUGUGAGGCUGCAUCCUGUGGGGAAAGGGGGGGGGGGGUCUCGAUACAGGUCUAACAUGUGUAUAAUUAAUAAUAAUUUAUUGUUUCGGGGACAGGCAGGGAGAGUGUAUAUAUACAUGCUAGCCUUAUAUCGAGGCCCUCCACCUCCCAAAGAUGGAACUCCACAAGCUGACUAACCCUUGGGUACCUACUUACUGCUAGGUGAACAUGUGCAUUAAGUGAUAAGAAGUGCACCCAACCAUUUCUGUCCCGUCCAGGUUUCGAACCCAGAAUUCUCGAUUGUGAGUCGAGAACGAACCCGACUCAAUGUCAAGCUACCUAACCUAGCCCAACCCAUCCCAGUCUAACCUUACUCAACCCAACCUAGCCCAACCCAACCCAUCCUAACUGAGCCCAAUACAGCCAAACCUAACUUACUGCAGCCUAGUAUAACAAUACAUAAAUACAAUUUUAGCAAACAGAAAAUGAGCUUUGUCAAAUCGUCUUGUGUCCAAAAUGCCCCAGUCAGGCACUUUACAAUUUACUGUAUACGCCUUCAUAUUCCAUUAAUUAAAAAAAAAAAAUUCAGUUAUUAUUAAAUUUUAACUAGGACAAACCCUUACCUAACAUCAUUUUGUGCUGCAUUUUUAUUCAACACUUAUUGUGUUUGAUGUUCUACAGUACUAUUUUUUUAUCUGUUUGCACACUACAGACUGAAGAUCCUUCUUCCUAUAGUUACCCAUGGCCUAACAAUGAUGGUUUAAAUUUAUCAUUAUGUGAUGAGGUAGAUUGCUUGGCUGAUUCUUCUACAUGUAGCAUUGAACAAGUGUGUGUCCAAGACCUCUUCCUCUGUUACACAGUUUGGCUGUAACAAUAAACCUAAUUUGUUUAUUAAUAGAUAAGUGCACCUAUAAGUAAAACAAAUCUUGUCAGCUGUAAAAGUAUUGAUGCAUUUAUUUAAAUAAAAAACAUAAUGAAACAAA